UCGACAUUCACAACCCAAAACUCAGCAUCCCAUCGCAUUUUUCCACAGUCAUGGCUGCCUUGCUGAAGAAACCUCUGAAACUCGCCUUGGUGCAACUGGCAUCAGGAGCAGACAAAGUUGCCAAUCUCGCCCAUGCUCGCACAAAGGUCCUGGAGGCUGCAACAGCAGGCGCCUCCCUCAUCGUACUUCCUGAAUGUUUCAACUCCCCCUACGGAACACAGUACUUCCCUAAAUAUGCCGAAACUCUCCUCCCUUCUCCUCCAACAAAAGAACAGUCCCCUUCCUACCACGCCCUAUCAGCCAUCGCUGCUGAAGCCAAGGCAUACCUUGUAGGAGGCAGCAUUCCUGAACUCGAGACAUCGACGAACAAAUACUACAACACCUCGCUGGUUUUCUCGCCAACCGGCGCGCUGAUUGGAACCCACCGCAAGACACAUCUAUUUGAUAUUGAUAUUCCGGGGAAGAUUACUUUCAAGGAGAGCGAGGUUCUGUCGCCGGGUAACCAGUUGACUAUCAUCGACCUCCCAGAAUAUGGAAAAAUCGGACUUGCUAUCUGCUACGAUAUUCGAUUCCCAGAGUCUGCCAUGAUCGCUGCCCGGAAAGGUGCUUUUAUGCUCGUCUACCCUGGCGCGUUCAAUAUGACUACCGGUCCUCUGCACUGGCAGCUGCUGGGCCGUGCCCGCGCAGUAGAUAACCAAGCAUAUGUUGCCUUGUGCAGCCCCGCCCGCGACAUGAGUGCGACCUACCACGCUUGGGGCCAUAGUGUGAUAGUUGACCCUAGUGCCAACGUUCUGGCAGAGACAGACGAAAAGGAAGACAUUGUCUACGCGGAGUUGAAUGACGAAACCAUCCAGAACGCAAGGAAGGGUAUCCCGAUCUAUGCUCAGCGGCGGUUUGACCUAUAUCCGGAUGUUAGCGCCAGCAAGAACUAGACUAGAUUCAAUAUGGCUAAAGUGGGUUUAAUAUGAGUUUGAUUCCAAGACAUUUGAAAUGCGUCCAUCGCCAUUUAAAUGAGUACUAGUCGACGUAAUUUUGUGC
Aspergillus ochraceoroseus IBT 24754 is the source of this 1038-nucleotide messenger RNA. Its product is annotated as carbon-nitrogen hydrolase family protein. Gene Ontology annotation, biological process: oxaloacetate metabolic process; L-glutamine metabolic process. Gene Ontology annotation, cellular component: mitochondrion. The transcript is spliced from 2 exons. Bases 51 to 932 code for a protein of 293 amino acids. NCBI's taxonomy places the organism in Eukaryota, Fungi, Ascomycota, Eurotiomycetes, Eurotiales, Aspergillaceae. The record is from RefSeq and is a predicted model, not a curated record. Gene Ontology annotation, molecular function: omega-amidase activity.